GUGGCCUUUCAAUCAACGAAUAACAGUUCGCCUUGGCCGGACUAUGGACUUUGGGCUUUCUACCUGAAGAAGUAUAGGUGAGAACCACCUCCUGUUUGUUUCACAUCGCGCGUUGGGAGUUGGCUCGUUCACAACCGCCAUCCCCUACGCGCUCCUCUUCCCCUACCCACUGACUCGACAUGCAUUGAACCUACCAGUUAACCAACGCUUUCAGUGAAGCCUCCCCAGACCAAGUCCCCAGCGUUUCUGCGCAUAUUUUAGGCCAGAAGCAGUAGUCUGUGGAGGUCCGACGCCAUGCCGUCUUUCGAAGAAAUUAUUCAGCAGGUCAACUCGAGAAGACUGUGGCGAGGCGCGGCAUUGUUGGCCCUCGCCGCUUUCUCGUCGCCUGUGUUUGUGCUGACCCUGGCUCCGGUGUACGGCUCUGCUCCGUCGCAUAUCUUCCACGGCUAUGGAGUUGCCAUUACUGCGGCGCUGGGGUGGUUUCUCAAGGAUGUUAUUCAGCAGUUAACGAACCGCCGGGCUGUGUAUCUACUCCCUGUCGUCGCAUUCUGGUACCCCACCAUCCAGUACUUUUUGUUCCAGCAGAGCUCCUCGUUUGGGAACCCUACCGGCGCCGUGAUCACUGAGGUGGUUGCCUUCUAUCCUUUUGUUUUGCUCUCCGUUGCCUGUGCCGCCAAGUUGGUGCAAGCUGGCCUUAACCUUGAACGCUAUGGUGAUCUUGCUAAAGAGCAUAUCCCCCUCAUUGGCUCGUAUGUCAUUUAUUCUUUCUCGGAGAAGCUUGCGAAAUCAUUCAUUGCGAGGUUUAUCGGUUCAUUCUGGCUUUUCUCAAGCACGGGCCUUCAGCUAUUGGUGGCAAUCUUGUGUUCUGCCGUCGUUCCAUCUAAGUGGCUCCUCUUGGCCAUUCCCUCUAUCCUCUUCACACUCACCUCCAAUGUGCACCUGCCUUUGGGAAUGACAACAUCGGGGCUCAGGUCCGCGCUUAAUGAGGAGGGAUUUGCACUCGUGGAUCGGCAGGAGUCCUCAACCGGGUAUAUAUCGGUUUUGGAUAGCCUGGAGGAUGGCUUCCGGGUGAUGCGAUGUGACCAUAGCCUUCUCGGGGGCCAGUGGACCAAGACCUAUCGCAACUACAAACCCAAGGUUCAGGACCCGAUUUAUGCAGUCUUCUCUUUGCUCGAGGCCGUCCGGCUGGCGGAAACGGACCACGGAGCUCACCGAGUAGACGCAGACAGCAAGGCACUUGUCAUUGGACUUGGAGUCGGCACUACACCUGCUGCACUCAUCACUCAUGGAAUCGAAACCACCAUUGUCGAGAUUGACCCUGUCGUCCACAAGUUCGCCAGCAAAUACUUCCACCUCCCGUCUAACCACAUUGCAGCCAUCGAAGACGCCACGCUGUUCGUUGACCGCGCUUUGAAAUCUCCCAACCCCACCCAAUAUGACUACAUUGUCCACGAUGUGUUCACUGGCGGCGCGGAACCAAUCGAGCUCUUCUCCAUUGAGUUCCUCGAGGGUCUUAACUCUCUCCUUAAGCAAGACGGUAUUAUCGCAAUGAACUACGCUGGUGACCUCUCUCUUUACCCGGCCGCUCUCACCGUCCGUACCAUCCAAGCAGUGUUCCCGUCUUGUCGGUUCUUCCGUGAAGAUUCAGGCGAAGAGGGCAAUGCAGAUUUCACGAACAUGGUCGUUUUCUGUAAGAAGGAUUCUGCUACUCCUCUGCGUUUCAGGGAUGCUGUCCCUGCCGACUUCCUAGACAGCAAGUUCCGUGAAACAUACCUCGUGCCCAAGCAUGAGAUUGAUCCGGCUAUCUUCACCACCGUUACCGGUGGACAGCCUGUCCUGAGGGCCAAGGACACCGGUAGGCUAUAUAGGUGGCAGGACCAGGGUGCUCUGGAGCACUGGGGUAUCAUGAGGAAGGUUCUGCCAGAUGCUGUGUGGGAGAAUUGGUAGGGGUUGUUCAUUGUAUCAUAUAUAGCUUUACUGUAUAGUAUCAACUGCCCGGCGUGGGCUCGUUCUGCCUUCUCAUGGCUUUUUGAAUAGGAUAAUUGAAAUGCUAUUUGUUUUGUUUGACGGUUAGAUUAUCGAGACUCAGAUCGCACAACGUGGGUAGAUGUAUGCACGCCGAUCCAUGUGCCCACUCCUUGGUAGUAGAGCAGGCAGGGGCCGAGUUCUAGCGAGGAACAACGAGCGAGAAAAAAAAAAAAUCAUCGGGAAGUAUAAACAAAAUGCAAAAAGAGAUGGAGAUGCGGGGAAUUGAACCCCGGACCUUUCACAUGCUAAGCGAAC
This is a messenger RNA of Aspergillus pseudonomiae, 2283 nucleotides long. RefSeq names its product spermidine synthase. The record is from RefSeq and is a predicted model, not a curated record. Lineage: Eukaryota; Fungi; Ascomycota; Eurotiomycetes; Eurotiales; Aspergillaceae. The transcript has 3 exons. Bases 295 to 1947 code for a protein of 550 amino acids.